GAUGCUUGUCGCUCUGGCCGAGCUCGUGUUCUAUGUCGGGAUUUUUUGUUACAGCUGGGUAACGACAGCGAAACAUCAUGACGGAUGGUGAUAAGAAACCGAUGUCACGUUUAUUGAAGCUCGCCAACAAAUUCAACUGCUUCUACCUGUCCGGGAAUCCCUCAGGUUUUCAUACAGGUGAAUGCAGAGCGUUUGUUGUUGACGGACAACAAAUUGGCCUCGUGCGUCCAGAUGUGAUCAAAGAAUUAUUAAACUACCCACAAGUCUUUCAGGUGCACCCUGAGUACGUGCAACUGAAUCCCGCGUUCAGAGACUAUGCGGAGAGAAGCGCGAGAGUCGAGGAAGUACUUAGAGAAUGGAAGGCCGGGGAGAAGUUCAUUACGUUAAGGGGAUGGAGAGAAGAAUGUUACGAGGUCCGCGCACAAUUUAACACACCGCCACUCUUCAAAAUGGAUCGAUCAGCCACAUGCUUGUUUGGAAUUCGCAAGUACGGAGUAGACAUAAACGGAUACGUGAUGGACCCCGUGAAAGGUUUCUCAAUAUGGUUACAAAAACGGAGCCCGACUAAACAGACCUGGCCCGGUUAUUGGGACAACAUGGUGAGCGGCGGUCUGAGUGUCGGCUUUGGUAUCAAUGAGACUGCGAUUAAAGAGGCCGGCGAGGAGGCCAGUAUCCCUAAUAAUUUGAUUGCGAAACUGAAGAGCGCCGGCUGCGUCUCGCUGUUCUUCGAAAGUGAAAGGGGCCUCUUUCCCAACACGGAGUUCGUUUACGACCUUGAACUACCGCCGGAUUUCGUGCCGAGCAACAACGACGGCGAAGUGGAGACGUUCGAGCUGCUCCCGGUCAACGAAUGCCUCGAGAGGAUACUCUCGUCGCAUUUCAAGACCACCUCGGUGCCGGUGGUUCUCGACUUUCUAAUCAGACACGGACACAUCACAGCGGAGAACGAGCCUAAUUUUAUAGAAGUGAUGGAAUUGCUGCACGUGCCACUGCAGACGAUGUACAAUCAGCCACAAAAGAAGUGUAAAUUAGCCGCGAACGGUGAAGCAAUCGAGCCGUUAGAAAGAAUUUAAGUUUCCCGACCUAGUCUUAUUAAUUUAAUUAAUCGCGUUCAAGAUAAAUUUCAUUCUCGAAUCGAAUUCCCUUAAUUUUAUAUAUUCCUUAGCUGGUUUAUCUCUUGUAUUGGAUUUUAGCGAAAUGGUGCAGAGUUUUAUAUCUGUAAGGUUUGCAUAUUUGUAAGUUAUUGAAUAAGAGUUCGAACUUUUUAAACAGCCGAUUCGAAGGAGGCUUUUUUUAUGAAAUUCGAACCGAUUCUCGUUUCCGCAGGACGUCGACGGAUAGGGGGUGGGGGGAGAGAGAGGGUGAUAGAGAUUGAUACGUAAUUCGUUUUGUUACGACUCGAGUAGUUUUUUAUAUGAUAACGAUGAAAGUAACCGACGAAAUACGAUUUUUGAUGACUCUUAUAGCGAGGAAUAAACGUAGUCGUAAUUAACUUAUAUACACCGAGAAUUUCAUAAAAAAAAAAAGAGAGAGAGAGAGAGAGAGAGAUGAGGGAGAAGGUAUUUUAAUUUGCGGGCUUGUCGAUAUUCAAUAAAUUGAACGAAUUGGCACAACACGUACUGAUAAUUACAAUUUCGAUACGUAAAAUCUCAAAUCACGUUGUAUCUUCCUAUUAAUUUUUACCGAUCAUCGAACUGAAUUUUUGCACAACAGACGUUGAGCCGAUUAAACAAACUGAGAACUUUUGAUAUACAUCGAUGUCGCGAGUUCUACAAGUAUUAUUAUCGAUUAACAACAUUCCAGAUUAUAGAAUCUAAGGCUUCAGUUUCGUAGCCGAGACGGGAGAACGAACAUAGUCUUUUCUAACGUUUGUAAUCGAAUUUUUGUACCGAAGAAAAGGACUUACACCUACCGACGAACAAGCGUGCAAUGAUCCUGAGUAUUACUAACAGGAUUUACCGAAUCAAGAGACACAGGCAUUCACAGUAUUAAAAAGUGAAUGGCGCAUACAGACACGACAGUAUACUGUUUGGUAUGUUUAAAGGAUAAAAAAAAACAAAAAAAAAACAAGUGUUUAUAGACAAAUUAACGUCGAUGUGUUCUUAUACUCCAGUUAAAGCUACCAACGAGAAAUGCUUAGAAGGACCUAGCGUUUUCGAAGUCGAACAACUUUUCUCAGACGAGCGUGAGACAAAAAAAGUGUUCGUACAUAUUGUUUACCUUGUAUAACUGUAGGUAGAUUUUUUAAUUGAAGAUAACGAAUUGGUAACCGAGGUGUUCAAUCGCUAGGAUCAACAGGCAAACGCAACAGCAUAUUAAAAAAAACAAA
Messenger RNA from Ceratina calcarata, 2329 nucleotides. RefSeq lists its product as uncharacterized. NCBI's taxonomy places the organism in Eukaryota, Metazoa, Arthropoda, Insecta, Hymenoptera, Apidae. The record is from RefSeq and is a predicted model, not a curated record. Bases 78 to 1073 code for a protein of 331 amino acids. The transcript is spliced from 5 exons. Gene Ontology annotation, molecular function: 8-oxo-dGDP phosphatase activity.